Molecule: messenger RNA, 3147 nt
Organism: Austrofundulus limnaeus
Lineage: Eukaryota; Metazoa; Chordata; Actinopteri; Cyprinodontiformes; Rivulidae
Product: AP-3 complex subunit beta-1
Biological process (GO): vesicle-mediated transport; intracellular protein transport
Cellular component (GO): AP-3 adaptor complex; clathrin adaptor complex; membrane coat
Source: RefSeq, a predicted model, not a curated record
CUGGUGGCAGGAAGUGUCGUCAUGGCUUUUGAGGAGGUUUGUCCGGAGCGCAUUGAACUCAUUCACAAGAACUACAGGAAGCUGUGCAACCUCUUGAUUGAUGUGGAGGAGUGGGGCCAGGUGGUCAUUAUCAACAUGUUGACCCGCUAUGCCAGAACCCAGUUUCUCAACCCAAAUAUCAACGAGUCCCUGCUUGAGGAGGGGAGUGGCGGAGAAAAGAUGUUUUAUGGAUCUGAUGAAGAUGAGGAUGAAGACGAGAAGGAGAAGAAGGCUGAGGCAGCUGCCAUAGCCAAGAGGAAACCAUAUGUGAUGGAUCCAGACCACCGUCUGCUGCUGAGGAACACAAAGCCGCUCCUACAGAGCCGCAACGCAGCUGUGGUGAUGGCUGUGGCUCAGUUGUAUUUCCACCUUGCCCCUAAAGCAGAGGUUGGUGUAAUUGCCAAAGCCUUGGUUCGUCUCCUUAGGAGUCACAGUGAAGUCCAGUUUGUCGUUCUUCAAAAUGUGGCAACGAUGACGAUUAAAAGACGGGGCAUGUUUGAACCAUAUUUGAAGAGCUUCUACAUUCGUUCCACAGACCCAACUCAGAUCAAAGUUCUCAAGCUGGAGGUUCUUACCAAUUUGGCCAAUGAGACAAACAUUUCCACCAUUCUCAGAGAAUUUCAGACCUAUGUGAAGAGCCAGGACAAGGCAUUUGCUGCUGCCACCAUCCAGGCCAUCGGCAGGUGUGCCACCAACAUCUCAGAGGUGACAGACACCUGUCUGAAUGGCCUGGUCUUGCUGCUUUCCAACAGAGAUGAGACGGUCGUUGCUGAAAGUGUGGUGGUCAUCAAGAAGCUGCUGCAGAUGCAACCAGAGAAGCACAGUGACAUCAUCAAACACAUGGCCAAGCUCUUCGACAACAUCACGGUUCCCAUGGCUCGGGCCAGCAUCCUUUGGCUAAUUGGAGAGUACUGUGAGAGGGUGCCAAAGAUUGCACCAGAUUUACUCCGUAAAAUGGCCAAAACCUUCACAGCUGAGGAGGAUAUCGUCAAGCUUCAGACAGUCAACUUAGCAGCCAAACUGUAUCUGACCAACUCUAAACAGACCAAGCUUUUGACACAAUACAUUCUGAAUCUGGGUAAAUACGACCAGAACUAUGACAUUAGAGACCGAACGCGCUUUAUAAGGCAGCUGAUUGUGCCCAAUGAGAAGAGCGGCGCCCUCAGCAAGUACGCCCGACGCAUCUUACUGGCUGCUAAACCAGCUCCAGUUCUUGAGUCUGCUUUCAAAGAUCGAGACCGUUUCCAGCUGGGAACCCUGUCCCACAGUCUCAACAUUAAAGCUUCUGGAUACCAGGAGCUGUCCGAUUGGCCAGCUGUAGCGCCUGAUCCAACUGUGAGGAAUGUGGAGGUCAUUGACCCGGUGAAAGAGUGGGCACCGUCCCUCGGGAAGGCCAAGCAGCCCAAAUCUGAUGACAAGUUCUACUCUGAUGAGGAGGAGAAAGGAGAGGAAGGCUCUGACAGCAGUAGCAGUGAAGACAGUAGCAGCAGCACUGAAGAGUCCGGCAGUGAAAGUGAGAAGGAGAGCAACGAAGAGUCAGAAAAGACCUCCACUGAUUCUGGAAAGAGUUCCAGUGACUCUGAACGCAGCUCCAGUGAAUCUGAAGCAGAACAAAAAAAAAAGAAAAACACCAAGAAGAAAAACAAACCAGCUGCUGCUGACAGUGACUCAGUUGAAUCUGAGGCCAAAUAUAGCAGCUCAUCAACUGAAAGCUCCUCAGAAUCAAACUCUGAGAGUGACUCCGACUCUCCAGCUCAGCAGAAGAUCUCUGUGAAGGCCAAACCCAAGGUGGAGCUGAAGGCCAAGAAGGAAGUCUCUUUAUUGGACCUGGAUGACUUUUCUCCUGCACCGACGAACGCACCAAAGCCUUCAGUCAUCUCUUCAAGCCUUCUGUCUGACCUCAAAGGCCUUUCUCUGUCCAAUGUGUCACCCACCUUACAGAUUACCACUUCAUCUUUUGGCCCUGAGAAAACCCACGAGCUGCUUCAUCACAUGACAGGAAAAGGACUGUCAGCCAAGUACCAUUUCCCCAGGCAGCCGUGUUUAUACCAGCCUCAAAUGGUUGCAGUGCAGCUCAUACUGACCAACACCUUGGACCACAGCUUGGAAGAGAUCCACGUAGGAGACCGAAGCCCAGCCAGCCUCAGCAUCCACUGCUUUAACACGAUUGAGCGGUUGGAGCCGGGGGCAUCUGUGACCGUGUCCAUGGGUAUUGACUUCAGCGACUCAACACAAGCAGCAAACUUCCACUUAUGUACAAAGGAGGACCAGUUCAGUGUGUCCAUCCAGCCCGCUGUAGGAGAGCUGCUGAUGCCCAGUACCAUGACAGAACCAGACUUCUGCAAGGAGCAAAAAAAGCUCCAGGGCAUGAAUGAGACCUCUGCAACCAUCAUUAUGGCAACGGCCAACGCCUCUAUCCAAACCAUCAGCAAGCAAGUUCUGUCUGUGGCCAAUGUGGGAGUGGUUUCAUCCAGCAACAACUUUCACAGGUUUGCUGGACGUACAAUCAGCAGUGGAGACCUGGUCCUGGUCUCACUGGAGCCCAAGGAGUCCUCCACUGCGCUGCUCACCAUCAACACAGAGAAGAGCGUCGUAGCGUCCAUGUUGCUCCGAGAUCUGAAGCAAGCCCUCGCCCAGGCAUAGAUCCUCCUCCGCUGAGUAAUUCUUAGCUAAAGAUUUCAUAGUUUUUAUUCUUAUAUUUCAGGACAAAUCUGGUGAUUUUUGUUAGUACUUGGUACCUUUAUUCAGAAUAAUUUUACAGGUUGAAGUUGUUUGAGUAAAUGAGAUCAGCAGCCUGCAGAUGUUUGUCCUGAAGCAUCAGAAUCGACUCAUCAGUGUUGUUAAUCCUCUUUAUGACGUGAGAAAAGCUCCAGUCAGGUUUCUAAUGUGGCACUGGGCUCAUUGGGUUUACCACGACACAUUCCCCACCUCUGAUCCUAUCAUCAAAACAAACUCAUGACUGUUCUCAUUUUAUCUGGACAGUAUGAAUGAUGGAAGAGCACCAAAAACCACAGAAUUACAGCAAAACAUGGAAGGUAGAAAUUUAGUCAAAUGUGAAAAUCAAAACAAAAUGUGGAAAUGUCAAAAAUAAAAUGACUUCAAAAUGUU